AUAGGUGUAAGAGGCAGCCAGAAGCAGUCAGGAGGAGUGAGGUGCAGGAUACUCAUUACUGCAGUACACCACUGAAUACCGAAAGAUGGCAGCUCCGGCUAUUGGCAUUGACCUAGGCACUACCUACUCGUGUGUGGGAGUGUUCCAACACGGCAAAGUGGAGAUCAUCGCCAACGACCAGGGUAACAGGACGACACCUUCCUAUGUCGCCUUCACAGAUACAGAGAGACUCAUCGGUGACGCUGCCAAGAACCAGGUGGCCAUGAACCCCAACAACACUGUGUUCGACGCCAAACGUCUCAUCGGUCGCAAGUUUGAGGACCCAGCAGUGCAGAGCGAUAUGAAGCAUUGGCCCUUCACCGUGGUCAACGAAGCCGGAAAACCUAAAGUGAAGGUGGAGUACAAGGGCGAGAAUAAGACUUUCAACCCUGAGGAAAUCUCCUCUAUGGUGUUAACUAAAAUGAAAGAAACUGCCGAGGCCUUCCUUGGUAAAAGUGUGAAAGAUGCUGUCAUUACAGUUCCUGCCUAUUUCAAUGACUCCCAGCGUCAAGCUACCAAAGAUGCAGGAGCUAUCGCCGGCAUUAAUGUUAUCAGAAUCAUCAAUGAGCCAACUGCUGCUGCCAUUGCUUACGGACUCGACAAAAAAGUGGGUGGUAGAGGGGAACGUAAUAUUUUGAUCUUCGACCUCGGAGGCGGUACCUUCGAUGUGUCUAUUCUUAGCAUUGAUGAAGGUGUCUUUGAAGUGAAAUCUACUGCCGGAGACACCCACUUGGGAGGCGAAGAUUUCGACAAUAGAAUGGUGAACCAUUUCAAACAGGAGUUCCAGAGAAAAUACAAGAAAGAUUUGAGUGCUAAUAAAAGAGCGGUUCGUCGACUGCGAACUGCCUGUGAGAGAGCCAAGCGAACUUUGUCAUCUUCCACUCAGGCCAGUGUGGAGAUCGACUCAUUAUAUGAGGGUAUCGAUUUCUACACUUCUAUCACACGCGCCCGAUUUGAGGAGCUUUGUUCUGAUCUUUUCCGAGGGACGCUGGAGCCUGUAGAGAAGGCGCUGAGAGAUGCCAAGAUAGAUAAAGGCGGCAUCCAUGAACUGGUCUUGGGGAGGCUCUACCCGCAUCCCCAAGAUCCAGAAACUCUUGCAAGACUUCUUCAAUGGGAAAGAACUCAACAAAUCGAUCAACCCAGACGAGGCGGUGGCUUACGGUGCUGCCGUGCAGGCUGCAAUCUUGCAUGGUGACCAGUCUGAAGGCGUGAAGGAUGUUCUGCUGCUGGACGUGGCCCCUCUGUCACUGGGUAUAGAGACCGCAGGAGGUGUGAUGACUGCUCUCAUCAGCGU
Molecule: messenger RNA, 1333 nt
Organism: Cherax quadricarinatus
Lineage: Eukaryota; Metazoa; Arthropoda; Malacostraca; Decapoda; Parastacidae
Source: RefSeq, a predicted model, not a curated record